AUGAAUGGGAAUACUCAGGAGUUUUCCCAUGCAGACUACACCGUUGGGUGGAUAUGCGCCUUGCCGCAGACUGAGUUGGUAGCCGCUGGCGCCAUGUUGGAUGAUGAACACCCCGUUCUUCACGCAGCCGAUCCAAAUGAUAUCAACUCUUACCUCUUAGGUAGAGUCGGGGAUCAUAAUGUGGUGAUUGCUUGUUUGCCUGUAGAGCAAACAGGAAAGGUUCCCGCUGCUACUGUGGCAAAAGACAUGAAUGAUGUCGAUGUCGAUGAAUCCGAUGACUCUGAAGACGAGGAUCCGGACGAAAUCCAAGACAUCAGAUUGGGGGAUGUGGUGAUCAGCAAACAUUCAAAGUCUUCGGAAGCCGUCAUUCAGUAUGACUUUGGAAGGUCUAUACAGAACCAAGAGUUCAUCCGUGCUGGAGGGCAGCUGAACAAGCCCCCGGGAAUUGUCUUGAAUGCAGUCUCUAUGCUGCAAGGCCAGCAUGAACGGAAAGGCCACAAGAUUUGCGAGCUACUUUCCAAAAUGCUUGUAGACAAUCCCCGGAUGGAAAAGAAAUUCAAGCACCCGGGAUCAGCCAAAGAUCAGUUAUUCAAGUCUGAAAUUGCUCAUGUGGCGGGAAAGAAGUGCGAGUCGUGCUGCGGCCCUGGUGAUAUGAAUCUUGUGAAGAGAAAGCAGCGGUCAAGUGAUGAGCCUCAAAUACAUUACGGGACGAUUGGAUCUGCAGAUCAAGUGAUGAAGGAUGCUCUCUUGAGGGACAAAUGGUCCCAAAGGGACAAGAUCAAAUGCUUCGAAAUGGAAGCUGCAGGGCUCAUGGAUACAUUCCCAUGCCUUGUAAUCAGAGGCAUCUGUGACUAUGCAGAUUCACACAAGAACAAGAUUUGGCAGCCAUAUGCCGCUACUGUUGCCGCUGCCUACGCAAAGGAGCUUUUGCUCGGAAUUCCAGGACAGGGUGUUCUCCUCUUGCCUCCCGUUGACAAAUUGAUGACAAAGGUUCUACGACAACUUGAACAACUGGAGUUAUGGCAAAAGUCGGACAAAGAAACGGAAUGUCUUCAAGCUUUUCGCACUACGAACUAUGAAUACCAGAAAGAUUUCAAUCCAGACAAGGAAGAUGGAACAUGCAACUGGUGCCUUCAAAGUCCGAUUUUCCAGAAUUGGCAAGAAAAUGACUCGUCUUGUCUGUUAUGGAUCACAGCAGAUCCAGGCUGUGGCAAAUCUGUUCUUUCCAAGGAUCUUGUUGACAACCGCCUGUUUGGCCUCGAGUCUAGCGACACGACCAUCUGCUAUUUCUUUUUCAAGGACACAUCACCCGAAACUCGGAGACCUGCCAAUGCAGUCGCGGCCUUGUUACAUCAGGUCCUGAAAUCUAAAUGUGGCCGGAAAGCCAUGAGGCAUGCGCUCCCGGCAUACCUUGAAAAUGCAAAUAAAGUAUGCCAGAGUCUCGAUACCAUGUGGAAGAUCUUAAGAGAUAUAUCCCAAGAUCCAGAAUGUGGACGAAUCAUCUUUGUCUUGGAUGCAUUAGAUGAGUGCGAAAUGAAAGACCAGAAGGAUCUUAUCAAGCGGCUUAAAGGUCUUGAACGCUACAAGGAAUCUCGGCCUUCGACACACCAUCUUAAGAUCCUUGUGACCAGUCGUCCAUAUUUGAACAUCGAAAAUGAGUUCAGAGAACUCAUCGAGGACAUUCCUGGAAUUCGGUUGCCAAGUGAAAAACUUUCUACGCAACUUCAAUCCGAAAUGAAUCAUGUUGUGCAUGCUCGAAUGUCCAAAUUAGGCCCCCGGAUUGUGAGAGAAACCACAAGAGAAGAACUUCUUAGUGGGAUACUGGCGACUGAGAAUCGGACAUACCUCUGGCUGGAUCUGAUAUUCAAAAUCAUUGAAGAGAUGCCACGAAUAGACAGACAAGCAGUCAAGAGACUGUUGGAAAACCUACCAACGACUGUGGAUGACGUCUAUAAUUCCAUUCUUCGCAAAGUUACAGACCAAGCUCAGGCCAAGAAACUGCUUCAAAUCAUCGUGGCAGCGACCAGACCACUUAGCCUCAAUGAAGUCGGUGUUGCAUUGGCUAUCACAGAGGAAACCCAGUGCUACGAAGAUCUAGAGCUCCAAAGGGGUGAUCAGCUUGAGAUAGCCGUCCGGAAUACUUGUGGACUUUUUGUCCAUAUAGUAGAUGAGACGGUCUUUCUAAUCCACCAAUCUGCUAAAGACUUCUUGGUAUCCUUAUCAGAUGAAGUGUCACCCAUUGAGUCCAGCUGGAAGUAUUCUAUUUCAGUUUCCGAAUCGGCCUUACUACUCACUUCGAUCUGCAUCCGCUUUUUAUAUCUUAAAGAGCUCGGAAAGAAGCAAGCUCCCCCGAUUAGAGAUGCUGAGGAUUUGUGUUCCAGUUAUGAUUUUCUUGACUACUCAGCAAAUAAUUGGGCAGCUCAUUUUGGUCAUAUGACGAUUCAAUAUCGCCAUGAGUUUUUCCCUGCAGCUAUCGAACUCUGUUCCGUCGAAAAAGACCAAUAUAUGGACUGGGAGAUUGCUGUUAACGAAAUCGGACGCUCUGUGAACCCUUCCCCUCUUCAUGUUGCAUCAUACCUAGGGCUUGACAUGAUUGUCCAAACACUACUUGCUCGCCCUGAUGUUGAUGUCAACUCUACUACUAGUUAUGCUGGAACCCCUCUAUCUCUCGCUAUAUAUAGAGCCCACGAGGGCAUUGUGGAGCUCCUUCUUACUACUCCUGAUAUUGAUCCUAAUCUCUAUGAUAGUUUUGGCGAUACGCCUCUAUCUCUCGCUAUACGCGAAGGCCACGAGGGCAUUGUGAAGCUCCUUCUUGCUACUCCUGGUAUUGAUCUUAACCUCUAUGAUAGCGGUGGCGAUGCACCUCUAUCUCUCGCUGUACGCAAAGACUACGAGGGCAUUGUGAAGCUCCUUCUUGCUACUCCUGAUAUUGAUCCUAAUAUCGGUGAUAGCUCUGGUUACCUACCUCUCUCUAUCGCUUCAUGGCGAGGUCAAGAGGGAAUUGUAAAGCUCCUUCUUGAUGCUCCUGAUAUUGAUCCCAAUCUCGGUGACAGCGAUGGCGAUACACCUCUAUAUCUCGCUAUGCGCAAAGAUCACGAGGGAAUUGUGAAGCUCCUUCUUGCUACUCCUGGUAUUUAUCCCAAUCUCCGUGAUAGCUCCGGCAAUAUACCCCUAUCUCUCGCCAUACGCAAAGGCUACGAGGGCAUUGUGAAGCUCCUUCUUGCUACUCCUGAUAUUGAUCCUAAUAUCGGUGAUAGCUCUGGCUAUCUACCUCUCUCUCUCGCUUCAUGGCGAGGUCACGAGGGUAUUGUGAAGCUCCUUCUUGAUGCUCCUGAUAUUGAUCCAAAUCUCGGUGAUAGCAUUGGCGAUACACCUCUAUCUCUCGCUAUAAGUAAAGACCACGAGGGCAUUGUGAAGCUCCUUCUUGAUUCUCCUAAUAUUGAUCCCAAUCUCGGUGCUAGAUUUGGCGAUGGCGAUGCACCUCUCUCUAUCGCUAUAUGGCUAGGUCACGAAGGCAUUGUGAAGCUUCUUCUUGAAGCUCCUGAUAUUGAUCCCAAUCUCGGUAAUAGCGAUGGCGAUACACCUCUAUCUCUUGCUAUAGAUGAAGGCCAUGAGGGCAUUUUGAAGCUCCUUCUUGCUGCUCCUGGUAUUGAUCUCAGCUUGAUCGAGGAGAUGGAUCGCUAG
Molecule: messenger RNA, 3684 nt
Organism: Penicillium verrucosum
Lineage: Eukaryota; Fungi; Ascomycota; Eurotiomycetes; Eurotiales; Aspergillaceae
Exons: 4
Coding region: 1-3684 (1227 amino acids)
Biological process (GO): nucleoside metabolic process
Molecular function (GO): protein binding; catalytic activity
Source: RefSeq, a predicted model, not a curated record